AUGGCAGACGCCAAGGCAAAGGCCGAGGCCCUCAUCCCAAAAUUCAAGCUUGAUCGCGUCCUCAACCAAGACCAAGCAGGCCGCCGCACCUCCCUCCUAGGAACUAUCGACUCCAACCCAGCCCUCCUGAUCCUCGAACGCGCCCCCUUCCCAACCGACCCCUCCUACCUAGCCGCAACCCCAACAACCCUCUCCUCCAUUACGAACCUAGGCGCAAACGAUAUCUACCACUGGUACCUCGCCAACAGCGGCACCUCCCCUUCCUCUUCCGACACCUCCCUCGCCGACCUCAAGAUAAACCUUAUCUACCCCUGCACCGCCACCCACAUCAAGAAAUACAGCAAACAAGGCGUCCGCUUCGUCACAGAGACACCAGAGCUCUACGCCUCCCACAUCCGCCCUUACAUGCAACGCAAGCGCGGCGACGGCCGGCUAGACUGGGUCUUCAACAUCAUCGAGGGCCGCACCGAAGUCGAAGACGUAAUCUACCGCACCGAGCUCGGCACCCAGGGCGACGAGGGGUUCUUGCUCAUCCCGGACCUCAACUGGGACCGCAAGACGAUCGAGGGCCUGCACCUGUUGGCUCUCGUCGAGCGCCGCGAUAUCUGGUCCCUGCGCGACCUCCGCAAGAGGCACAUCCCCUGGCUGCAGCACAUGAAGGCCAAGCUACUGGCUGCGACGGUGAAGCAGUACCCCGAUAUCGAAAUCGACCAGCUCAAGCUCUACGUCCACUACCAGCCGACGUACUACCACUUCCACAUUCACAUUGUGCACGUGCAGCUGGAGGCAGGCGCGACGCAGGCGGUCGGCAAGGCGGUAUUGCACUAA
Colletotrichum fioriniae is the source of this 828-nucleotide messenger RNA. The record is from RefSeq and is a predicted model, not a curated record. NCBI's taxonomy places the organism in Eukaryota, Fungi, Ascomycota, Sordariomycetes, Glomerellales, Glomerellaceae.